This is a messenger RNA of Micropterus salmoides (largemouth bass), 1035 nucleotides long. RefSeq names its product BEN domain-containing protein 5-like. Lineage: Eukaryota; Metazoa; Chordata; Actinopteri; Centrarchiformes; Centrarchidae. The record is from RefSeq and is a predicted model, not a curated record. Gene Ontology annotation, molecular function: DNA binding. Gene Ontology annotation, biological process: negative regulation of DNA-templated transcription. The coding region runs from base 65 to 835 and encodes 256 amino acids. The transcript has 6 exons.
UACUUAAGGAAAGAAAAAUGAAAAAAAAAAACUGUCUCCGCUCUGCCCACCUCCAAGCAAGAAAAUGAGAGAGCAUAUCUUAUCAGAUACGUUCUCCGAAGCAGACGACAACGAUGAUGAUGAUGAUGGUGGGGUUGUUCCUCAAAAAAUUUUUGAGGAUGCAAAACAAAAACAACGCCUCUACCUCAAGAAAUUUAAUGAUGUGUCCCUUCAACUGCAGGAAACCAAAAACAAGUUGUCGGACCAGGAGAAGAUCACAGCAGCAGUCGAGGCUGAGAAUAGCACACUACGAGCGCUAAACAUACAACUGCAGCAACAUUUGCUGAAAUCACUGAACUCUGUGCAAUGCAAUGAUCCUGUAUCACAAAGCCCAGAGAAGGCCUUAAAAAUUGCAGAGUCUGGCUGUGCAGAUGAGGUGGGACCCUCUGCUUCUCCCAAAGGAGACGAGAUUCACUUGGGAGGGGAAGUAAGCAUUCGAAAAGAGACGUGGUCCAGGAUCCAGAAUAGCACCAGGGAUUCGUUAUUUGUGAAAGAGUUGGCAGUGGCGAUGUGGGGCACUAAAACCCUGGGGGAAAGGAGCCUCACGGAGAAAGAAUGCCCCUCCACCAAAACCACCAGGCAGCCUUUAACCCCACAGAAACUACACACAUUAAAAGUCUGUUACAAAGAGUGGCUGCGUCGGAAGAAUCUGGAGGAGACGGAGACGCAGGCCAGAUGGGGAAAGGCUGGACGUUUCAUAACUGAAAAAAUUAUGGACAUUAACAAACAAACAAACAAAAGCCACUUCAGUGAGAAUAAGAGCACUCAAAGUGCCAUGCAAUGUAAGGGUACUUAAGUUUUGUUCAUUUUGACGAUGUUGUGAUUUGCUUGUUUUUUAUGUUAAACAGUAAUUGUUUAUUGGUUCUUGUUAUUAUUAAAUGAAAAUACUGUUUUGAAAACAUUUAUGUCUUUAUUUUGGUGGUUACUAACAUACAUGAAACAAAGAAGCAUAAUAUCUUCAUCAUUUUCAUUAUACUAAAAUUCAAUGCGGUUGUC